GGAAGAUAGAGAAAAGACAUGGAAGGAAUGUCCAGCUGGAGGCUCCCGCGGCCAGUAGUGGGAGCGAAGCGCAUCCGCAGAGGAUCCUCGGUUGGAGGCUCAAAACCUCCCGCACCCAACCAAACUCCAGCGGUGCUCCUCUACUUCUCUACAUCACACCCCCUCUACUGCUCCUUCCGUUUACUCCCUCCUGCAAACCUCACAUCCCUCCCUCUCCUCUCCUCUCCCUCUUCCCUCUCUACGCCCCAAACAAACAAAGCUAAGGAAGAAACCGAGAAAUCUCCCUCCUGUUGUCUUGGCGGUGAGGCAAGGUCCAACGGUGAGGAUCAUGUCUGCGGCGUGGGAAGGCGGGAAGGAGAAAGGCGCGGCCACCCCCGCCCCCGGGGGCGCGUGCGAGCUGUGCGGCGCCAUGGCCAGGGUGUACUGCGGUGCCGACGAGGCCACGCUCUGCUGGGGCUGCGACGCGCAGGUGCACGGCGCCAACUUCCUGGUGGCGCGCCACGCGCGCGCGCUGCUGUGCCGGGGCUGCGCGCGCCCCACUUCGUGGCGCGCCGCGGGCCCGCGCCUCGGCCCCUCUGCCUCCCUCUGCGACCGCUGCGUCCGCCGCGGCUCGGGUGCCGUCGGCGUGGGCGGUGACGUGGAGAUGGGCGGCACGGGCGACGGCCGCGGGGACGAGGAGGAGGAGGAGGAUGACGACGAGGAGGAUGACGAUGUUGUGGUCGAGGAUGACGACGACGAGGAAGAAGGGGAGGGGGAGAACCAGGUCGUGCCCUGGACGGAGGAGGCCGAGGCGACGCCGCCGCCCGUCGCCAGCUCCACGUCCAGCAGCAGCCGUGAGGCCCCCGCCAACGGCGCGAGUGGUGGAGAGUGCGCAAAGGAAAACAUGCCGUGCUCCACAUCGCAGACGGGCCUGCUGUGCCACAACUCGUCGUCAGCGCGCCACGGCGGCCGCAGCGACGAGGUCACCUCGUCCCGGAACGGUGGCCGGUUCCUCGCCUCCGGCCACAGGAAGAGAUCACCCUCAGAUUUCUUCGGCUCUGCGUCGGCGCAAUCCGGGAGCGGCCCACCAGCGAUGAAUGGCUCCAACGCGGGUAUUGGCCGAAAUGACUUUACCUGAGGCAAGGCGACUCCCGGUGACUGGUGUAGAUGCUGAUGCUAACUACAUUAGAAGAUCACUUUUAGUGUAUCGAAGCGUGGGGAAGACGUGGAUCACGACGAGAUCAGCUUCCACGAGGCAUACACCUUCCUUCGGCCAUCGAAUCGAGGCGUGCAACUUUCUUCGCAGUCAACCUUGCACGUUGGGGAGUUAGUUGUCAGGGCAGCUGCGCGAGGACCAUGAUAGUAUUCCUAAAUGGUGACGGUUAUGUUGGAGAUUGUAUAUGUCCCCAUUACUUUGUCGUGUUUAAAUUCCUUCCUCCCCUUGUGUUUGUGGAUGAUGCGGAUUCGCUGACCUAAGAGAAAUGAUAUAGGGUUUCAUUUGCACUGGCA
This is a messenger RNA of Zea mays, 1488 nucleotides long. RefSeq names its product zinc finger protein CONSTANS. Lineage: Eukaryota; Viridiplantae; Streptophyta; Magnoliopsida; Poales; Poaceae. Gene Ontology annotation, molecular function: zinc ion binding. The record is from RefSeq and is a predicted model, not a curated record. Bases 329 to 1117 code for a protein of 262 amino acids. The transcript has 3 exons.